ACACUCCACAUGGGGCUUACAGAGUUGUGCGAUCGCGGUUAGUGAGAUGAAUAAGGCUUAUCUGUACCAGAAAGCCAAUAGUCUUCAGCGUCGAGAUGCCAAGGAAGUGCUUGAGGAGUUUGGUCAUCUGAUUCAGUGGCGUGGAGAUGGACAGGAUACUGUCCUGGACGUGGGAUGUGGAAGUGGAGAUGUUCUUGUGGAUUAUCUCCUUCCAGUGCUCCCUGAAAACUACUCCCAUGUCGUUGGUGCUGAUAUUUCUGACCAGAUGGUGAGGUAUGCCAGGGAUACCUAUGGUCAUCUCAAACGUGUCUCCUUCACGACCCUGGAUAUUGGUGCUGAAAUCCCCACCGAAUCCCUCAAUGAGCAAUAUCAUCAUCUCACAUCUUUCUACUGCCUCCACUGGGUUCAGAAUCAGAAAGCUGCUGUCCAGAACAUCUACAAUCUCCUCUUACCUGGAGGAGACUGUCUCCUGACCUUCCUGGCCAAUAUGCCCAUAUUUGAGAUCUACGAGAACAUGUCCAAGAGCAAAAAAUGGGCUCCUUACAUGACAGACGUUCACAAAUUCAUCUCUCCCUACCAGCAUUCCGAGAAGCCUGCCGAAGAGUUCUGGGACUUGAUGUAUUCGGCAGGAUUCACAGAGAUCCGGAUAGAACUUAAAGAGAAUUUCUUUGCCUACGAAGGAAUAGACAUCCUCAAAAAGUCCGUCAAGGCUAUAAAUCCUUUUCUGGAGAGACUACCUGCGUCAAAGCACGAGAAUGACUAUGAGAAUGAUUUUCUCAACGAUUACCUCUCCUGGGUCACCAGGAUGAGCCUUUUCGACGAGAAAUCCCGGAUCAUCACACCGUACAAAUUAAUAGUGGCUUAUGGAAGGAAAUAAAGUGACUUUUACUGCACAGAAUUCUAAUACAAUAACGCAAUUUCAAUGAAAAUGCUAAAUAAAUAUUUUUUUACACUGG
Messenger RNA from Phlebotomus papatasi, 956 nucleotides. RefSeq names its product juvenile hormone acid O-methyltransferase (gene jhamt). The record is from RefSeq and is a predicted model, not a curated record. The coding region runs from base 47 to 877 and encodes 276 amino acids. The transcript has 3 exons. NCBI's taxonomy places the organism in Eukaryota, Metazoa, Arthropoda, Insecta, Diptera, Psychodidae.